CAUAAGAGGACACAGAGGAGGAGGAGGAGGAGGAGGAGGAGCAGGAGCAGGGUCAACCAUGGAGCUGUAGGGACACGCUCAGAUGCCCGUGCGGAUCACCAGUGGAGGAGGAGUGCAGCUGAGGAGAAGAGCUCUGCAAUGAACAAGACCAAGAGGAAGCCCAAUGGAGAGAGCCGGAAGCUGGUCCAGCGGAGGAGGAAUACAUGUCCCAGUCCUCAUGACAUCACCCGGGCCUUGCAGAGCCCCAGCUCUGCUCCCAGCGCCAGUGCUGCCAGCCUGGAUGAGCUCAUACAGCGCUGCCUGAACUGCUUCGAUCCCGAGGGGAAGCUUUCCAGCCCCAGAGGGUCCCAGCUGGUCCACAUGACACUGAUGAUGCACAGUUGGGUCGUGCCAUCUCAGAAGUUCGCCCAGAAACUUCUCACCCUUUAUAAGGAUUGUCCCUCGGAUAAGAGGGGACUGAAGCGGACUCAGAUCUGUCACCUUAUCAGGCAGUGGAUCAGCCAGUUCCCGGCGGUGUUCGAGGCCGACCCCCUCCUUGAGCAGACCAUGGGGGACCUGUGGGCGCUGGUCCGGUCAGACGGAGAGGAGGCGCACUCGCAGCUCAUCGACACCCCCUGCUUAGGCCCUCAUGUGAACAUAUUCCAGGCACCCUCGCCGUCUGUGAAGAAGAGGAAAGUGUCUUUGAUCUUCGACCACAUGGAGCCACAUGAGAUGGCUGAACACCUCAGCUACCUGGAGUUCAAGAACUUCUGCAAUGUUUCAUUCAUGGACUAUCGCAGCUACGUAGUGCGAGGCUCGGUGAGGGACAACCCUGCUCUGGAGCGGUCGGUCAUGAUGUGUAAUGGAGUCUCCCAGUGGGUGCAGCUGAUGAUCCUCAGCAGACACACGGCCCAGCAGAGAGCACAGGUCUUCACUAAGUUCAUUCAUGUGGCUCAGAAACUUCGAGUUCUGCAAAACUUUAACACUCUAAUGGCAGUGACUGGAGGCCUCUGCCACAGCUCGAUCUCCCGCCUCAAAGACACCUCUAACCUGCUGACUCCCGACAUCACUAAGGCCCUGAGUGAGAUGACAGAGCUGCUCUCCUCACGCAGCAACUACAUCAACUACCGACGGGUUUACAACGAGUGCAGCGGCUUCAAGGUGCCCAUCCUGGGCGUCCACCUGAAGGAUCUGAUCUCGCUGAAUGAGGCCCUCCCGGACUACAUCGACGAUGACAAGAUCAACCUGAGCAAGUUGCAGCACCUGUACAGCAACAUCAACGACCUGGUGGCCAUUCACAGUUGCACGCCGCCCUUCGAGGCCAACAAAGACCUUCUGCAUCUGCUCACGCUCUCUCUAGAUUUAUACUACACUGAGGAUGAGAUAUAUGAACUUUCAUACAACAAAGAACCCAAGAACACCAAGAUCCAGGCUGUAGCUCCAGUGAAACCGCCCGUUGUGGCAGAGUGGGGUUCAGGGGUCAACCCCAGGCUCGACCCUGACACCAUAUCUAAACAUGUCAAACAGAUGGUGGAUUCCAUAAUGAAAAAUUACGACCUGAACCAGGAUGGUUACAUUUCACUGGAGGACUUUGAGAAAAUAGCAGCCAACUUCCCCUUCUCCUUCUGCACUCAUGAAACUGACAGGGAGGGACAAAUCAGCCGUGAAGAAAUCACGUCUUACUUCAUAAGGGGAAUGUCUAUAUGUGCCAAGCUGGGCUACAACUUCAACACACACAACUUCCAUGAGACCACGUAUAAACGGCCGACGUUUUGCGAGACUUGUGGAGGCUUUCUGUGGGGAGUCAUCAAACAGGGCUACCACUGUAAAGACUGUGGGAUAAACUGUCACAGACACUGUAGAGAUCUGGUGGGAAUAGAGUGCUUGAAGAAACAUAAAAACACAACUGGAUCCUGCCCGUGCACCCCGGCCCCCGACUCCAGAAUCAAGGGUAACAGCUGGAAUAUAGAGGAGGAGGCCUUUGUUUUUCCCCAAAGUCACGAGACAGAAAACAACCAGCGCACCUCUCUUUGGGAAAAUAACACAGGUGACGCCACGCUGUCGGACCGCUCCACUCAGACAGAUCCUGGAGAGUGGACACCUGAGAAAAAGGACAGGAGGGGAAACCACCACAACUCUCUUGUAUAUGCAUCUCCAGAGAGAAAGAUGAGAAAGGACGUGAGUCCAUGCAAGGUCAACACACUGCCACAGAGAACCCGAGGAUGCUCCAUGCCCGUUUCCUUCUUGCAGGAGAAGAUGGAGGAGCUGCAUCUCUACAAAGACAAGAGCAGAGAGCCCGACUGAGCGCUGCAUCUCCAAUGACAAUUCUCACUCAUGGACAAAAACAUCCAGACACCAGCAAGUUUCUGACAAAGCUGUGUCUGACUGGUGUUGAACUGAUGAGAUGCACUGGCCAUUCACAUCAGAAUGCCAGCAAUUAUAUGUAUGGACUCCCUCAAGUAUGGUUAUGACGUUUUUAUUUUAUUUUUGUCAGUCUUGAUUGUUUGGCUAAUUAUUUAGGCUUCAAACAUGGAUUGUGCUACUGUAAUUUAUCAACACCUCAUUUUGUUAUUAGAACAGGUGCCUUGGUUCUCUGGUGCUAAGAUUCAACCUCAUCCAGGUCAUUUACAACAGACACAAUGGUUUCCUGGUCCUAUUCACACAUAACAUAUGCAGGGUAGGAAAUGAACACUAACCUUUUAAAUGUUAUCUUUGGCAGCUAUAUGACAACUCUGCUCAUGAAUUUGGAAAGUAAGCCUGCAAAACAUUAGAAUUGUUGCUUGUUUGACUUAGGGUGAUAUGAAGAUGUACGAGUCAACCAGUGGAUAUAGCUAUACCGUGAAUAAGGUAUUAUUCCUAUAAUAUCUCUGGCUAUAUUUGCCCAGACAAUUUAGCAAAUUACUGAAGCCCUUUCUUUGUGGCAAUAUUGGAUCUACUGGAUUUUUGCAUGUAAUUAUCUACAUUGACAUUUCCAUCUGGUUAGUGCUUUUGCUUUUCAGGAAAUGCAAAAAACUUUUUUUUUAUCACAACCACAAAUAGAAAAAUGACUGAUACUGUGAUAAAAGACUUUGUCCUUAUCUCCCACCCCUAGUUUGGUGAAUAUUGAAAGGAGCUUGUGGAGUCUAAAUCACAAUCCACCGCAACCAGCAGCGGAAAACGUUUAUUUCCUGCCCUGACAACAUUUUUGACUUUCAACAGUUGAUUCAAGGUUCAGCAGGACUGACAUGUUUAACUAAAUGCUUCUCCAUUUGUCGACAAUGUCAAUCUUGUUGAGAAUAAGAUACACCAACAAUGAUAAUCGUGCAGUAUGUGUUGUGUUUGAGUGAAUUCACUGGCAGAAGAAAAGAGAGAUGACAUCACCAGGCGUAUACAAUUGCAUUUAUUGUAUAAAGACAGAAGACAGCUCGGGUAACUGGUCAUUAUCAGAUUUUCAUUUUCAUUUUAAGGUAGAAAAAAAUGAGUUUGACAACUGGAUUUAACUACAGGACUCAAUGAACGGCAAUCACAAAG
Molecule: messenger RNA, 3489 nt
Organism: Cottoperca gobio
Lineage: Eukaryota; Metazoa; Chordata; Actinopteri; Perciformes; Bovichtidae
Gene: rasgrp4
Product: RAS guanyl releasing protein 4
Exons: 17
Coding region: 139-2283 (714 amino acids)
Biological process (GO): Ras protein signal transduction
Cellular component (GO): plasma membrane
Molecular function (GO): guanyl-nucleotide exchange factor activity; calcium ion binding
Source: RefSeq, a predicted model, not a curated record